GUACGUGGAGACAACCUCGCUUUUGGUUGUGUGAGCUUGCACGCAGCGAUCUUGUGUGUGCUUGUGCCAUCGGCUUCAUGCGCGCAUCAUGAGUUCAAUAAAAAUUGGGAGCGAGUUCCUAGCUACGACCAAAACACGAACUACUCGUUGUGAAUGGUAAACAGGUGCAUGGCGCAUGGUGCAAACAGGAGCAUUCACUACAGUACGAGUUCGCUAGAGUAGCACGAUAAAAUAAAGUUUUCGCUGUUUUUUUUUUACAAUUUACGCAAGAUGUCCAGUAAUUCUGCUGUGAUAAGAUUUGGUUUUAAGGACCAUAAAGAGAUCAUGGACGCCAAAGCAGGUAACAAGAAACAUUCUGCAGUUUGCAUUUUCUGCUCAACCACAAAUCGAAUCACGGAGAGAUCGGGGACAAGUUCAGCAUUCACUAGGCAUUUAAGUCGUGCCCAUAAAGCCAAGUAUGAAGAGUACAUACGGAUGGGUAAAGAGCCUCAAGCAAGCAGCCGCCAGCAGGGCAUCACAGGAUUUUUAACACCAGGCGCCGGACCUUCAACCGGCACCCAGACUGUACAGGUGUACAAUAUCACACAUCCACGUCAGAAAGCGAUCAACAAUGCCAUCAUCAAAGACUUGAUUGUUGGAUGUUCAAUGCCACUGUCCAUCGUUGAGAACCUCCACUUUCGAAACUUCAUGAAAGUGAUAGAGCCAAGAUACACUCCGAUGGCCAGGUCCACACUUGGAAGUGUGAGGUUGCCUCAGAUGUACGAGGCAGGAAAGCACAAGAUCAAAGAUAUUCUUGGAGCUGUAUCAUCCGUGUCCAUCACCACAGAUAUUUGGAGUGAUAGAGUGAUGCGAUCUUUCUUGGGAGUGACAGUACACACCAUUAUCCCCAGCACUACCGGAUCUUUGAAGUUGACAUCGGCCCUGCUCAGUUGCCAAAGGUUCAAAGGUGCGCAUACAGGUGAGCGAAUUGCCACAGCAUUUGAUGAUAUCAUUGAGGAGAAUGGUAUCAAGAACAAGAUUGACUUUGUUGUCACGGACAAUGCAUCAAACAUGAAGGCAGCUUUCAAGGUCCGAUUUCCAACCCCCGAUGUGACUGAGGAAGCAGAAGAGGAAGGAGAAAAUGUCGAGGAUGAGGCGAUUUGGCAUGACCUUGAGGAAGAAGAUGAAGAGCAGGUAUUCACCAUCCUGGAAAACUCAUCGAAGCAGCGACUGUCCUGUUUUGCACAUAGUCUGCAGUUGGUGAUUGGCGAUGGGUUAAAAGAGACGAGGGGUUUGGCUACUGCCAUUGCCAGAGCAUCAAGAAUGUCAACAUUACUCCAUCGCAGUACUGUCUUCAAGGAAAAGUUUGAGAAGGCUUUUGGGACAAACAGGACAAUUCCAGCUUCCAAUACAACCCGCUGGAAUUCAACCCUUCAUCAACUGAAGGCCAUACUCACGCUUGAGCUGAGAUCAUUGGUUGAAGUGUGUGGCACAGGUUUCCCAGAGGUAGCGUAUACUGCUCGAGAGUGGAGCCAGCUGAGCGAGAUGUGCGAUGUAUUGACCCCUUUUGGAGAGGCUACAGAUUUAACCCAGGGUGAUCAGAUGGUUACAAUCAGCCUUGUGGUCCCAACCGUCCUAGACCUCAACUCACAUCUCAAGAAGAAGAGAGACAGUGCCAGACAUUGUAGACCCCUUGUCAAUACACUGUUGGCAUCACUACAGAGAAGAUUUAAGGGAAUAUUCCUGAAUUGCCAGAUGGCUGAACCCUCUCAAGGCAGCCAUGACGAGCCAUUUGUGGACAAGGUAUACCUCUUGUCCACAGUCCUUGAUCCACAGUUUAGCCUCCAGUGGGUAGACAUUGAUGUCGUCAUUGACACAGAUGCAUAUUCCCUCAGACACACCAGGGAGGAGUUGAAAGAAAUGUUGCAAGAUUUGGUCAUCACUGAGGCUGAUGCUAACUCUCUUUCUGAAGAUGCCCCCCCCCAUACCCAUGGUAUUUCAACAUCAAGUGAAGAGGAAGAGGAAGUUCCUGCGAAAGUUCCACGCCUCCUCGCCAAAUAUAGCCGACACAGACACAGAAGUGGGGGGCCUUCACAAGAGGACACAACUAGGCGGCAACUUGUGAAGUAUCUUCAGGUGGUCAGCGAAUCUCAAUCUACCCUGAGUGCCCUACAGUUUUGGCAGGACAUGGCCAAAAAGCUUCCAACCCUGUACAAGCUGGCAUGUAAAGUUCUCUCAGUGCCAGCAUCAUCUGCCCCUGUGGAGAGAAUCUUCAGCAGGGGAGGGAUCAUCAUGCGCCCACAUCGUGCACGUUUGUCAGCAGAGAUGCUGUCCAUGUUGAUGUUUCUGAAGUGCAAUGAAGAUAUUCUGUGA
This is a messenger RNA of Patiria miniata (bat star), 2352 nucleotides long. Its product is annotated as zinc finger BED domain-containing protein 6-like. The record is from RefSeq and is a predicted model, not a curated record. Bases 271 to 2352 code for a protein of 693 amino acids. The transcript has 6 exons. Gene Ontology annotation, molecular function: protein dimerization activity. NCBI's taxonomy places the organism in Eukaryota, Metazoa, Echinodermata, Asteroidea, Valvatida, Asterinidae.